AUGUUGAACGAAGAAGUGGAUGAUACGGAGUUCUUCCAGCAAGACUUCACGACAGCCUCCGACUGGGAGCUGUUCAACGCACGGCUGGAAGAAAUUUUUCACGAGUGGAAGCUUUCGUUUGGUCAAAGUGCCUUCCGGAAGCUAGGCCACCAUGAACUGGCAUGUUGCAGUUGGAGUGUGGCGCGUGAAACGAUCAAGUUUGCGGAUGUUGAGCUGCAGGUGGUACAUUACCGGGCAGUGCUUGAUCCAGAAGCGGUAGUCGCGGAAUCAGCGGAACCCGUUACCGGAUGUCAAACGUUCGAAGAUUUAAUGUCGAUCGAGAAUGAUUACUGUGUUGCGUACGGACAGCGGUCUGAUAGUGACGAUGAUCAGAAGCUACAUCCACUUGCGCAAUGGUAUGGAUUGCGUGAGUUCGUGAUAGUGACGCCGGUGAAGAAAUCGAUCUCGAACGAAAGUCAAAUCCGUAUCCUGAUGAGCUCGGUGCACAUUGCGGUCGCCGAAAGUAGUUGCGAUGUGCCGGUGUUUGUGCAGGCCAUGGACAAGGUACAGCACGUGUAUCUGGGCGUGUGUGAAUCCGGUCCCGUGCGGAUGUCGUUCGAUAUCGUGCAUUUGCACUUGACGCCACCGACCUGCAAAUAUCUGUCCGGGUUGCUGGAGGUGUUUAAGGGAAAGAUUGGUGUGGCCUACGUUGAUCCCGUUGUCGUUUCUGUUCGGUUCACCUAUCAGUUGGCGCGUUUUCUGUCCGGGGCGUAUAUUAGUGAUAGGAGCAUUCCUUUCACGGAGCACUGGCCAAACAGUGUUGUGUCACUCCCGUUCGGUGUAUCCGUCGAUCCAAUAUCUGAGCUGACUGUACACUGCACCUGGCCACAGGUAGCGGACAACGUGGUCGUCGACUCGCAAACCUACUCCGACUUUGAUCCAUUGACGGCACCUCUGUGGAGCCUUCGUGCACAGUUUGAGGACACACCCGUCUGCUAUCUGGCCGACUGUCUGCAGGAAUAUCUACAGAUCUCUGACUCGCGCCGUGCCCUAACCGAAUACUUCGGCGAACUUGCUUUCGGUGGCAAUCCGCUGGAUUUGCUUACGAUCGAGGGUAGCAAUCCGCUCGAUCUGCUCACGGAAUCGAAAAUUCCACGACUUUCUGCCGUUCUGCCGGGACGGAUUGGAGCCCCGAAGAAUGCCCCGGCCAAGCUGGAUGGUCCACUGAGCGAUGAACAACUGAAGGACAUGCUGUACUAUCUGUUCCCGGACGCACAAAAGGAAGCACGCUGGCCGUACGCAGCGUCCGUAACCGGACCGGCCGAGUUCGAUCCGAUGCGCAUCAAGUCGGCAAAUCCAGAUUCGUUGGUGCAUCGGUUGGCGACACUGCUUGCACUGUGUAAUGUGUGCUUCGGAGGGAAACGAGCGGUGGCACAGCUGUGGGCCGAAUUUGCACAGGAAAUGCGGUAUCGUGUGGAACGCUGCAUUCAAAUUCCUGGUGUGGCCAGCGGCUUCCCGGACUCCCGAACCUGCCUGCUACACCAGAAGCUGCAGAUGCUGAACGUGUGCAUGGAACGGCGCACGCUACGUGACGGUGGACUCCCGUUUGCAAUGCGACCAAGCACAACAGGAUCAUCGGGAACCGGUGGCGGUGAUCAGUCGGAUGAAGAGUUCUUUGACUGCUCGGACGAUGAGCAGGAGUCCGGUGCAACAGGACGGUUGUCUCGGCUCGGCAACAUGCUGCUGGUAAACUCGGACGAACCGUUGUACAUUCCGGUCACGCAAGAACCCGUCCCGAAGACGGAGGACCAGCUCGAAGACGAUGCGGAGGUAAUGCUAAAGCUCGGUCCCGGCAGCGAGCUCUGUACGCAGAUGAUGAGCGCAUCGCUGCUGUCCGACAUGGAAAGCUUUAAGGCGGCCAACCCGGCCGGACAGCUGGAAGACUUUAUCCGGUGGUACAGUCCGCGCGAUUGGAUCGAGGACGAGCCGGUGGACGAGCAGGACCCGUUCGGCCGGAAAGGGCACCUAAGCGCACGGAUGCUGAUACCGGGCAAUACGUGGCAGACGGUGUGGGAAGGUGCCAGACCCAUCCCGGCACGACGUCAAAAGCGACUGUUUGAUGAUACACGCGAAGCGGAGAAAGUGCUACACUUCCUAGAGUCGCGCACGAUCGGCCAGAUUGCUCAGCUUACGAUGGCCACACUGUUUCACGUUGGCGUAUUAACGCUGGCGCAACAUGCCACCACGGAGCGGGCUGUUGUGCCGCAGUUUGAUGAAACGAUUGACCACAUGACGGCGGCCUGUUGUCGAUUGUCGCGUGAAAAUUGGAACAGCGGAACAACCGGAACCGGUCCCGCACGGGUGAACUCGCAAACCAAGUACGAACAGCAGUUACUCGCUGAAAUGAUGCAGCUCGAAUGUACCGUCACACAGGCCCGUAGCUUACAGCGAAAGCUGUUCCCGAUUACUGUAUCGAGCGAAAGCUCUCCGAUGUCCGACGAAAAGCACUCGCAAGAAAAGCAGCUCAUACAGGGGUUGUUGCAAGCGCGAGAGACAAAUCUACUAGAGGGCGCUAACAGUCCCACGGCCGGUCGUUUGAUGGGACUGUUUGCGGAAGCUAAAAGAGCUGCAAACGAACAAGGCAACAACGAGCCCCAGCAGCAGCAGUCGAGUGGCAAUACUCUGCCGGAUCCAGUUGAAAAACAAUUUACUCUGCGGCUUAGCGGCAACACCGUCAGUAAGGGUGCAGGAUCACCACAAUUCUUGAGAGCAAUACUGAUGCCUCAAGAAUUUCGUCUAUGUGGAGCAUUCAGCCGUAAUACCACAUUUUACUAGCUGAACGACAACGAUUGCUGAGAACGUGACGACCAUGACGCUGAGUGCAAACCGUAAGCUAAAUGGUGGUGGGAUAAAGUUCUAUAAUCCUUCAUAUA
Anopheles moucheti is the source of this 2912-nucleotide messenger RNA. It is a transcript of the gene Rab3GAP1, whose product is annotated as rab3 GTPase-activating protein catalytic subunit. Gene Ontology annotation, biological process: positive regulation of GTPase activity. Gene Ontology annotation, molecular function: GTPase activator activity. The record is from RefSeq and is a predicted model, not a curated record. Lineage: Eukaryota; Metazoa; Arthropoda; Insecta; Diptera; Culicidae. Bases 1 to 2814 code for a protein of 937 amino acids. The transcript has 4 exons.